Molecule: messenger RNA, 5065 nt
Organism: Anguilla anguilla (European eel)
Lineage: Eukaryota; Metazoa; Chordata; Actinopteri; Anguilliformes; Anguillidae
Gene: lmnb2
Product: lamin B2
Exons: 12
Coding region: 213-1970 (585 amino acids)
Source: RefSeq, a predicted model, not a curated record
GGCAAGCUCUUUCAAAUGUAGUAGACGGAAUUUACACAGCGCGGGCGGAGUUUAGGUUCCCUAUGUUGAGCAGGCGGCUAACGAAUGAAUUAAGAUUUUAAGAAGUCAUACUGCUUUUCACGUUAAAACGUACAUUUAGCAGAUAAACAGCUUUAUUUGCUUAGUUGGAAGCAAAGUCGUGAUUUAUACUUAAAAUUAAGUACAAAAUUGUGAUGGCGACUGCAACACCCAGCCGCUCAGCCACCGGGAGUGCUCGGGCGGCCGCGACCACCCCGCUCUCCCCGACGCGUAUCUCGCGCCUGCAAGAGAAGGAGGAACUAAGCCAUUUAAACGAUAGGUUGGCUGUUUAUAUCGACCGUGUACGAUCGCUGGAAUUGGAAAAUGACCGUCUUAUGGUGAAAGUCUCCGAGAAGGAAGAGGUCACGACCCGGGAGGUGACUGGGAUUAAAGCCUUGUACGAGUCUGAGUUGGCGGAUGCUCGUCGCAUCCUAGAUGAGACUGCACGGGAGAGAGCCAGGCUGCAGAUUGACCAUGGAAAGGCCAAUGCUGAGUUGGAGGAGGCCAAAAGGAACUUUAAGAAGAAAGAUGGGGACCUGGCCGUUGCCCAGGCUCGCAUUAAGGAGCUGGAGGCUCUGUACAACAAAAGCGAGGCCGCACUCAACACCGCGCUGAGCGAGAAUGGAGCCCUGGAGGCCGAACUGGCUGACCUUAAGGCCCAGCUCGCUAAGGCUGAGGAUGCGCAUGCGGUUGCUAAGAAGCAGCUGGAGGCGGAGACUCUGAUGAGAGUGGACCUGGAGAACCGCUGUCAGAGCCUGUCCGAGGAUCUUCAGUUCAGGAAAAGCAUGUUUGAGGAGGAGGUACGCGAGACCCGCCGUCACAAGGAGAAGCGCAUGGUGGAGGUGGACAGCGGGAUGCAGCAGGACUACGAGUUCAAGCUGGCGCAGGCACUGCAGGACCUGCGCAGACAGCAUGACGAGCAGGUCUCCAUCUACAAGGAGGAGCUGGAGCGUACCUUCAAGGCUAAGCUGGACAAUGCGAAGGUGUCGUCGGACCUGAAUGACAAGGCUGUGAGCACCACGCGGGAGGAGCUCCGGGAGGCCCACGUGCGGAUCGAGAGCCUGGGCUACCAGCUGUCCGCCCUGCAGAAACAGGCCGCCGCAGCGGAGGAGCGCAUCCGCGAGCUGGAGGACCUGCUGGCCAGCGACCGGGAUAAGUACCGCCGGCAGCUGGACGCCAAGGACCGCGAGAUGGCCGAGAUGAGGGACUGCAUGCAGCAGCAGCUGAACGAGUACCAGGAGCUGCUGGAUGUCAAGCUGGCCCUGGACAUGGAGAUCAAUGCCUACAGGAAGCUGCUGGAGGGGGAGGAGGACAGGUUGAAGCUGAGCCCCAGCCCCUCCCGCGUUACUGUAUCCCGUGCCUCUGCCAGCAGCAGCUCAUUGCGCUCCUCGCGCAGCAAGAGGAAGCGCGUGGAGGUGGAGGCGGCGGCCAUCAGUCUCCCAAAGAUCCAGAUCAGCCAGGAGGCGGAGGCCACCGGCAGCAUCACCAUCGAGGAGAUCGACCUGGAGGGAAAGUCUGUGACCCUGAAGAACGACUCUGAGAAGGAUCAGCCACUGGGCAACUGGAGACUGAAGAGGCAGAUUGGAGAAGGAGAAGAAGUGACCUAUAAGUUCAGUCCUAAAUAUGUCCUGAAGGCUGGCCAGACUGUCACAGUCUGGAGUGCAGAUGCUGGAGUGUCCCACAGUCCCCCCACAGACCUGCUGUGGAAAAGUCAGAGUUCCUGGGGCACAGGAGAUGACAUCCUCACAUACCUGGUCAACUCUGAUGGAGAGGAAGUGGCCAAGAGGUUUGUGAGUAAAACCAUGGUGGAUGUGGAGAAUGGAGAUGAUGAGGAUGCAGACUUUGGGGAGGAAGAUCUUUUCCAUCAGCAGGGAGAUCCAAAAACAUCAUCCAGAGAAUGUUCAAUCAUGUGAAAGCAGAUCUUCAGCAUUGUUUUUCUACAAUUGCCCUCCCCCCACCUCGAGAGCCACCUAAAUAUUUUUGUACAUUUCAACAUUUUAUUCAGUUUUGGGGAUAUUUUAAAAUCCUUUUUCUUCCAAAGCAAAUUAAUCUGCCCAGCUUUUUGAGUGGACUUGUUUUUAACAGUCUUUUAAUUGUGAAUGGUAGCUAUGCUUAAAUUUAAAAGAUUUUAGCCAGAUUUAACCCCACCCCCCUGAAGGAAUUAGUUUACCUCUAGGCACUGCAUUCAGCUGUCAUUUCUAACCAAUCAAACGUUAAUUAGACAGAAGUGACUUCUGGGACAUCUGAAGGAAAGCUGGACAGAGUGAAUGAAACCGUUGAGCUUGCCUUCUACACAGGACCGGGCCCAUUCAGAGGACCCCUGCGACUGACACCGUUGAAAAGCACUGCAAAAUUUGUGGUGUUAAAUAUUUUCUCCUAGGCUUACAGUUGGAGGACUUAUGCAAUCGGGUUGUCCUUGAGGCCAUUUUUAUUGUAAAUGUCUUUCUAUAAUGAAGGCAUACUUCCACAUAGUGUCUCAAAUAUGUCAAGCAUUCUAACACUGCAUUGCAAGGCAGUUUGCCUCUAGGCAGUCUGGAUAUAGCAGAUGCUGACAGCACAGCUGUAAAAUGCUUAUUUUUUUCCCCCUUCAGUUAAAAGUCACAUUUCAGGGGGAAAUUUUGGUCAUUUGUGGGGUUUUUAAGUUCACAACAUUCCAGUUCUUGUCAGUUUCCUUUCUUAAAGGAUGUGGUCAUAUCUGGAGCAGAUGAAAGCACUGGGCAGUUUAAACGGUGGCUUAGGGAUAUGUUUUUUAAUUUUUAUUUUAGUUCUUUAAACUUUGCGGACUUUAACUGACAGCCAUUACAUAGAAGCUCAAUGUAGUGUCUUAUUAGUUUGGCUUUGCUCAUCUAAACAGGGUGGAAUCAUCAGUAGGCAGUCUGUGUAUGGUUGAUUGGCUGAAAUUUUAACUAAAAUAUAUAUUUUGUUCAGGUUCCAUAUUUACAUUCAUUCAGCGAUUCAAAUGCAACCAUAACGCAGACUUGAAUAUGUAGAUUUGAUCAACCUGUAAUUGUUAUAUCAGCACUCCAAAUGUAACAUUUAAGACUGAAAUUACACUUUCUGUUCUAAAGCAGAAUGUUAAGAUGCUUUUUUUAACAAAACAUUUAACAUUUUCUAAAAUGUUAAAAUGCAGUGUUAAAAUGCUUUUUUAAUAUAAAAAUCUAAAGCAUCUAAAAUGCCAACCGCAUAUGUUGAGGCAGUGCUUCAUAUUGGCUACAGUGGUAUAUAUCAGAAAAAAGAUACUGCUAUAAAUGUGAUAACAUGGCUUAAUGCCAAAGAUCCCACUUAAACAUUGAAUUAUUAAUCAAUGCAGAAUUAAGUGCAUGGGUAUAAUUAAUGCUUUUUAUAUUUUACAAGAAUGUUAACCUGACUAAGAGUCCUAAUUUGCUCUGAUUAGUGUGCAACACAUCUUGCGUUUUUCAUCCCACGUGCUGGUAGAAAGUCUAAAAAGGCCAUUCGGAUCUAUGUUAAUGGCACAUAAGCCUCCUCUAUAAAAUGCAUUGUUGGGUUGGUUGUUUUUAAUCCAGUUGAAUAGGCCAGUGUUAUAAACGACUCAUGAAGUACAUAGUAUGGAAUUAGAUUUGCUUUGACUAUUGCAACAUUUUAACUUAGCUUGACAUAUUUUAGGGAGGAGAUCCCCAGUAAAUGCAUCUUUCCACCCUGUUUAUGCUAACAUUUGUAUGUUCUCUGUUCUAAUUAAUCAUGAAUUUAUAUCUUUGUAAAUGUAAAAUUGUGUUUCUCAGACAAGCAGUUAUGCACAGAAUAUUUUUUUUUUGAAAAUGGACAAAAACAUGAACAUCUGGCUGUAAUUUUCAGUAGUACGUUCCUGAAAAUAAGAUCCAGGGUUAUUUAAUACUUUUUUUUAGGUUUGCAUCUAUGAAUGUAUGGUUGUGCCUAGAGUUUGAAUAAAGGACCUUUAAUGAAGGCUAAUAUUUUCACAUACAAUUAUAAUGGCAUCAUCAUGGUAGAUAACUGGGGUUGCAGCAUGGUUGUAUUUUUUCAUUGUCCAAAGAAAAUGGUAUAUGAUUGUCAAACAGCUGCACCAGUAUGUCAUGGGCCUUGGAUCCUGCUUGCAAUAAACAAGACCUUUUAGGAUAAGACCUCAGGGCUUGAAAAUUGAAAGAAACUGGGGAUUUUGUUUCCACAGUAUAUAGUAUCCUAAUGAGGCUGCAACUGACUUAAAUGGGUGAACAGGACCAUUCAUUUUAACUUUACAAAUUGGAUGCAUAAUUGAACUUGUUUAUUGCAGGUAGCAAAACCUUAACCUUAAAAUGAAUGCAGUGCAGCUUUCUUUUUCUUCAUAAUUCCAACAUUGGGCUGGGAAACAGAAUUUCUUUCUUUUUUUGUAUGUCUUCAAAUGCAGUGCUUUGCAUUCUUAAAUGACUUUAAUAGAAUUAUGGUAUAUCAAAAUGUGUUUACAUAAAUGUGAGUAUUUUUGCAAAUUGUUCUCUAAAGAUGGUAAAGUUUAGGUCACAAAAGAGCGCCUUCUGUUGAGAAGUGAACAUUUGUCUUGGAAAGGUUUUGUUGCAGCAUUUUGGGAGUUCUGCAAACGUGUGACACAAUUAGCAGAAUACCUUUGUUGUAUAUGCUGUAACAAGUGCUGAAAAUGGGGGAAAACUCCCCAAGACAAGAAAUUUAAUUAUGCUUUGUUGCUACACAUGGGCAUUGUAUAGGAUUGAAAUUCUGAAUGUGUAGGAAACUGUGACAUCUAUACAUAAUUUGUGAUGUGUAUAGAACCAAAAGGCUACCACACUCGGUUUGUCACUGAAAAUUUUUAAUAAGCUUUAUAAAUGGUUAUGCCAUUGUUUCAUGCACUGAUUGAAUUGGUACAUUACACUGCCAAAUUGAUUUUCAGGUUUAUCUAAAUGCAAGUGAAUUUUACUGAAGCUUUUCAGCUUGAGAAACCAGCUAACCAUGCAUAGCCCUUAUAAAAAAUCUAAUGAGGGUAAAAUGCGCCAGAAAAUGUGUUGAAUCAUUAUUUUUUGUAUUACUGUAAGUGAAAUGCAAUUCA